Molecule: messenger RNA, 378 nt
Organism: Guillardia theta CCMP2712
Lineage: Eukaryota; Cryptophyceae; Pyrenomonadales; Geminigeraceae
Exons: 5
Coding region: 1-378 (125 amino acids)
Biological process (GO): regulation of sister chromatid segregation; DNA repair; maintenance of rDNA
Cellular component (GO): nuclear speck; cytosol
Source: RefSeq, a predicted model, not a curated record
AUGGACGUUUGCGUGAAGCUUCAUGUCGAUCAGCUGGAAUCAACUCAUAGGCGUUCGUUGGACCUGGGAAGAGAUGGGGAUGUAGUCGACCUACGGCAAACUGAGACACAAACAACUGCCAUGGUUGAUGAUGGUUCCGGUGUAGUUUCAAUUGAUUGUACCGAGUUGUACAAAGUUUAUGACAAGUACAAAGAUACAUGGCGACUGGCCAAGGGAAUGUACGUGAUGGCGCAAGGUAUUUUGAGCAAGGACGCGGAUCAAAGACUCCACGUGAUCUGCACCAAGAUCGCUGAUCUAUCAGCAAACCCCGAUCGAUUUGCCAUGUGGAUGUGUGAGGUGGUAGAUGCAGAUAGAUUCAAGGACCAGUUACUGGCUUAA